CAGUUUUGGAGAGGAUGGGUUCUUGCCAGAUGACUUGGUUUAUUCUCUGAGUGUGUCUGAAGAUAGAAAGUGAGACCACUCGGUGUCUGCCGUAUAUAGGCUGUAAGGUCUGAUGGGUUCGGUGUGGACCACCCCUCACUGCGGUGCGGUAGGGAAGGAUAAAUAUAUCCCCCCUCCACCUCCACCUCCUCCUCCUCCUUUCGUUGAGUCCGCAACAUCCUGACUGGCCAAGGCUGGUGAUCGCAGGCAGCGGCAGCGGCAAGCCCCCCACAAGACGGAUGAAUUAGAAAACCUGCUGCAACCACCGCCACCCCCUUUUCUUUAUUGUCUGUAUUGAAGAGUCGGGCUUUAAACACUGCUGCCAUCUUCUUGACAGUGUGAAGCGGAUACAAGGCUCCCUGUCUACACAUUCACCAUGGGGAUCAAGGCUGCCCUCCCCAGAUAUGAGCUGUAUCUCUACACAGCUGUACUCGGUGUGGCCUUGAUAUGGGCUGGCAGUUGGAUAUUUGAAGCUUCAAGUGAGAAUGUAAACAGAAAGACCUUCAAAGAAAGUGUGAAACCAGGAUGGCAUUACUUUGGCAGGAAAAUGGAUGUUACAGACUUCGAAUGGAUGAUGUGGUUCACUACAUUCCGCAAUCAUAUCCUUUUUGCUCUCACCGGUCACGUGAUCUUUGCCAAGAUAUUCGCCCUGAUAGCUCCAAAGAUUGGUAUAGAUGGAUGUAAGCACAGAUCCUUGAUCUUUGGUGUGUACGGUGGUUUGGCAGUCCUGGUCACGAUGGGCUGGACCUUCAUGGCUCUGGUUCUAUCUCACUGCAUCAUAAUCUACAGUGUUGCACUGGUCAAGAGUAAAUGGAUGUGCUUUGCAGCUGGCCUGACCACACUGGCCUCCAUCAAACUGGAACCCUAUAACUCCUGGCAGGAAGCCUUGGUGACGGGCUCCUUCAACCUUCAAGACAUCUUGUUCUAUGGAGGCUGCGGCUUCAGCAUCAUGCGUUGUAUGAGCUUUGCUUUAGAGAACUGUGAGAAGAAGGACGGCAACUACACAUUCUCUGACCUGCUGAAAUACAACUUCUACCUCCCCUUCUUCUUCUUUGGACCUAUCAUGACUUUUGACAGGUAUCAUGUCCAGGCAAACAACACUCAGCUGACCCGUAAAGACAGGGAGAUGUGGAACAUCACCACCAAGGCUUUGUUGCACCUGGGAGUUAUUUUGAUGGUGGACAUCUUCUUCCACUAUCUUUACAUUUUGACAAUCCCCAGUGACAUGAAGCUGGUCACCAAGCUGUCUGAUUGGUGUCUGGCUGGCCUGGCUUAUUCAAACCUGGUGUAUGACUGGGUGAAAUCAGCUGUGAUGUUUGGCGUCAUCAACACUGUGGCUACACUGGACCACCUGGACCCUCCUCAGCCCCCCAAGUGUAUCACCAUGCUUUAUGUCUUCGCCGAGACGCACUUUGACAGAGGCAUUAAUGACUGGCUGUGCAAGUAUGUUUAUGACUACAUUGGUGGAGAUCAUGAUAAAAUUUUCAAAGAACUCUUGGCAACUUUCUGCACUUUCGCUAUCACCACCCUGUGGCUGGGUCCAUGUGAACUGGUUUACAUCUGGUCCUUUUUCAACUGCUUUGGCCUCAACUUUGAGCUGUGGGUGGCCAAGUUCUUCUCCCUUCCACCAUUUUCUACCAUUGAGGGUGCUAUGGGUGAAGCUAUGUCACGCAGGAUCCGUGGUGUGUUCAAUGCUGCCAACUUCUGGGCCAUUGUCCUCUACAACGUUCUAUCCCUUAACAGUUUGGACUUCGCCAAACUGGUGGGCAGGAGACUGAUUUUCAAAGGUUUCCCUCUAUCCACCCUCUCAGUGUUACUUGUGACCUACUGUGGCGUGCAGCUGGUGAAGGAGAGGGAGCGACAGCAGGCCCUGCUGGAGGAUCCGGAGCCGGUGAAGCCAGUAGAUGGUGGCAAAGAAAAAGCAGAGUAAAACACAGAGUUUCACAGACUUCAUGGUCAACAGCCACUGUUCCAUCUUUGGCCUUGUGAACUAUAACUGAAACAGACUCUAACAGCCAGUCAAGCACCUACAUUGUUCAGAAGCCUAUGUUAUUUGUUUUUGGUUUUUUGCUUUUGUUUGUCAGAAGCAAAGCAACAUUUUGAACUGUGAAAUAUCCUCAAGUGCACUUGCUGUAGAUAAUCGCCACGUCCUCUGGCACAAACCCACCGACGGUGCAUUUUGUAUUUGUAUUUUAUCCGAACAAAAGAUUGUUUAGCAAAAAUAUAGGCCUUCCAAAUAUUUUAUCACAUUAUACUUAACAGUAUAUACAAGGACAUACAGUAUUGUAAAGGAGCAACUACUGUGCUCUGUGUAGUUGUCUCCUAUGUUCAUUUUAGAAUUUUCAUCAUCGUCAUCAACAUGAUUAUUUUUAGUCAGAUGAUGUCUCAAGUUUGUUUUAGGUCCUAAUCAUCACAAUAUUUAAACAUAAUGAAAGGCUAAAAACUUGAAAAAACUUGAAAUCAGGGUGCCACGAAGGGAGUGCAAUGAAGAAAAUAAACAAAGGGUGCUGUGGAGAACCUCCACAUUGCUUGCAGCUGAUUGUAAAGUACAUUAGCUCUACUGUCACUAAGCUAAAUACAAGUCACAAUGUAUAGGAUAGUCUGUUUUAAUGUUGAUUGAGAAUGUAUUUGAUCUCUUAUAGUGUUGAAGAACUGAAUGUAGUUCAACUGUCCAGAGAUCAACAGCUUGCUCCAAUACCAUACCAUCUACAGGAGAGUACUGUGACAUUUCAGGAUAUCUCUCUCCCCCCUCUUCCACAUGAUACAGGUCCUUAGUUCACUAUGAAAGGCAACAGGCCCAGCAGGGAAUUUGGGUCAGUCUUACUCUGCCUGUCACCAAAACCUGCUGUGUGUCUUCAGUGCAGCGGAUAGAGGAGAAUAAGUUCAUACAGAUUGCGACGCCUUUUCUCACUGUAAGGUUUUUAUUCAAAAGUGUUUAAUUCAAAAGUUUGACUUGAAAUAAAGUUUUGUUUUUAAUCCAA
This is a messenger RNA of Lates calcarifer (barramundi perch), 3020 nucleotides long. RefSeq names its product hedgehog acyltransferase like, a (gene hhatla). Gene Ontology annotation, biological process: negative regulation of N-terminal protein palmitoylation. Gene Ontology annotation, molecular function: acyltransferase activity. Gene Ontology annotation, cellular component: endoplasmic reticulum. The record is from RefSeq and is a predicted model, not a curated record. The transcript is spliced from 14 exons. Bases 416 to 1969 code for a protein of 517 amino acids. NCBI's taxonomy places the organism in Eukaryota, Metazoa, Chordata, Actinopteri, Centropomidae.